AUGGAUCGAGAACAGCAGAAAGGGGACAGGCUUUGCCUGGUAUCUGCAGGGAAAACCCAACUAGUAAAACAUUCUGAGACUGAAAAGCAUGUUAAAGCUUGGCAGAGAGCAUCAAUGGGCAAGCAAAGUCAAGUAAAAAUAAGUCAAAUGUUUGCAGAAAGUUCUAAAAAAAUAAGCAUUGAAGAAAAAGCGAAAGAAGGAAUUAUAAGAACUGCGGGGUUUCUAGCCGAACAUAAUCUCCCUAUGAAUUUGAUGGAGCAUUUCAUCGAUUAUCUCAAUGCUGUAGGCACUGAUUCAGAUAUUGUCAAACAAAUGAAAUGUAAACGAACAAAGAUGUCAAGAGUUUUACAAAAAGUUACAGGCUUGUCUCAAGAAUCUUGGCUACUUGGCCUAAUGAGGGAUAAUAAAUUUAGCAUUAUCAUAGAUGAGUCUACUGAUAACUCGUGCACCAAACAUUUAUGUUUAGUUGUAAGAAUGUGCAUUAAUUUUGACAUUGAAGACAACUUUUUGGCGUUAAUCCCAGUAGUAGAGACCACAGGGGCUGCACUUUAUGAAAUUUUAAUCAACUUCCUUACCGAAAAUGGUGUUCCAUAUAAGUCAAACUUUAUUGGCUUUGCUUCAGAUGGAGCGAGCAACAUGGUUGGCGUUAAUAAUUCUGUGGUCAGUCGAUUGCGAGAAAAUAUUCCAGGUAUAUUCAUAAUGAAAUGCAUAUGCCAUAGCUUUCAUUUGUGUGCAUCAUAUGCAUGCCACAAGUUGCCUGAGGAAGUGGAACAAUUUGCGAGAGAAGUAUAUAACUAUUUUUCAAAUAGUCCGAAGAGAGUGGAAGAAUAUAAGGAAUUCCAGGAAUUUGCAAAUGUCUCAAUAUCGAAGAUUUUACAUCCUAGCCAGACACGUUGGUUAUCUCUGGAAUGCGUGGUUAAAAGGCUUCUUAAUCAAUAUGAAGCUUUGAGGUUGUAUUUUGUAGAUCAGGCGUCUCUUAAAAUCAGUCAAGCAAAUAUUAUUUUAGAAAAACUAAACACGCCCGAAAAUAAAUUAUACUUAUCAUUUUUAUCGCAUGUACUACCUAUUUUUAAUAGCUUAAACAAAUUAAUGCAAAGCGAAUCGCCCAAAAUUCACGUUAUUUAUAAAGAGGUUGCUAGAACAGUUAAAACAAUUUUAGAUUAUUAUAUUAAGGACGAAUAUCUAAAUGCCAACAUUGAAAAUAUAGAUUUUAAAGACCCUAGACUUUUUUUAAAUUUAAAUGACAUGUACUUUUCUGCCCACAUAAACUCUGCCGAUCUGGAGAAAAACCGACUCGACAUGGUAAAAUUAAGAUGUCUAGACUUUUAUAUUGAGAGUGUGGAGCAAAUAUUUCAAAUCAGAAUUUUAACUAGUGAUAAAGAGUCCCCUAGGUAA
This is a messenger RNA of Anthonomus grandis grandis, 1395 nucleotides long. RefSeq lists its product as uncharacterized. The transcript has 4 exons. NCBI's taxonomy places the organism in Eukaryota, Metazoa, Arthropoda, Insecta, Coleoptera, Curculionidae. The coding region runs from base 1 to 1395 and encodes 464 amino acids. The record is from RefSeq and is a predicted model, not a curated record.